ACAGGAAAUAUAACAAAAUAAGAGCACUGACAGGAAGUAAAUACAAAAACAUGGAAACAAACCGAAAUGAAGUGACAGAUCGUCACAGCUAUAUAAGUAAACUUUGAUUGAUUGAUUGAUUGAAUGAGAACAUCCAUAGACAAGUGAUUGUUACAUGAGAACAGAAGUGUAGAUAGAACAUGUUCAAACAGGAAGUAAGCAGAUAUUAACAGUAAAUGAACAAGUGGAUUAAUAAUCCAUCAUAAUGUUGACCAAAUAAUAGAAUGGAAAACGACACAAUAUGUUACUGCAUUUGGCCCUGCGAUGAGGUGGCGACUUGUCCGGGGUGUACCCCGCCUUCCGCCCGAAUGCAGCUGAGAUAGGCUCCAGCACCCCCCCGCGACACCAAAAGGGACAAGCGGUAGAAAAUGGAUGUUACUGCAUACGUCAGCAGACUAAUUAGGAGCCUUUGUUUGCUUUCCAACACUGACUUCUUCAAACCCACGAGCAUCAUCAGGUGGGAGAGCGAGUAGGCGUGGUCAGCCGGAUGGGAGGAGUAGGGGGCGGAGCUUAGAGGCGAGGAAGACUUCAUGCAGGCGACACCAGAUGAGCUGAUGGCAAGUAAGAGACUCUUCUAGCAGCGUGACGCCCUGUGAGAAAAGCACCUGAUGCUUCAGCAUAAUCUGGUCACCCGGGACUCCUCUCACGCACGCACACACACAUACACGCACGCACGCACGCACACACACACACACACGCACACGCACAUUGUCAGUAUGGCAUCUGACCAGCCUGCCCUGAGCGAGCAGGAGGAGCUACAGAGGCGAGCCAAUCAGGUGACAGAUGAAUCGCUGGAGAGCACGCGCAGGAUGAUUCAACUGGUGGAAGAGAGCAAAGAUGCCGGCAUUCGAGCGUUGGUCAUGUUGGAUGAACAAGGAGAGCAGCUGGAGCGCAUCGAAGAAGGCUUGGAUCAGAUCAACUCGGACAUGAAGGAAGCGGAGAAGAACCUGACCGACCUGGGCAAGUGCUGCGGCCUGUGUGCCUGUGACAAGCUCAAGGCCUUUGAAAAAAGCGGCGCCUACAAGGCGGUUUGGGGCGGGGCGUCCGGACAAGACGGCGUGGUGUGCAAUCAGCCGCCGUCGUCUCGGGUGGUGGACGAGCGGGAGCAAAUGAUCAUGAGCGGCGGACACAUUCGAAGGGUGACCAACGACGCCCGCGAGGACGAGAUGGAGGACAACCUGGCUCACGCAGGCAGCAUCAUCAGGAACCUGAAGAGCAUGGCGCUGGACAUGGGCAGCGAGAUCAACACGCAGAACGACCAGACGAUGCGCAUUGACGGGAAGAUCCUUCUAAACAAGUCUCGCAUCGACGCCGCCAACCAGAAAGCGAACACCCUCAUGAAGCGCUGAGACGCCGCACCAGGACGUCGCUCAAAAGUGGAAGCCCGCCAUUGGUCCAGCUGGCAGGGAGCGGCGUGAUUUGACACGAACAAUAACACCCACUGAGCUUACAACAAAACAAAACAAUGACCUGUUAAAAUUGUGGCCGUUUUCUUUACAUAUUCUAUAGGAGAUGAUAUCGAGUAAGUGAUCCACCUACAUUUUCAACAUCCAGACGCCCCAAACCGCAAUGAUCCAUAACCAAAAAAGGCGUUUGCCCCUGUCGGCCACCGUAGCUGUUGCAAACAAACAUUGGGAGAGGGAGAAACGAAACACGGCAGUGCCCUCUGCUGGUGUACGACGGUAUCACGCACAAGACAGACGUCCUGUGUUCACCUUGAGAGUGAACUCUGGCACAACACAAUGAUAGCAAUGGUACAAAAAAAGAGUAAACAAUGUGUUGUGCGCUUCUCGGAUAAUCCUAAUGAGAGUCCAAAAUAUUAAUUACCAAAUUAAAAACACAGGCAGGUUGCUAAAAGUAUCACAUAUGAGUUGCACUUGUAAGAAUACUUUACAUUAUACUUUUGAUUUGGGAUAUAAGUGUUGUGAACGCAAAAUCUCAAAAUAUAACUUAAUAAAAUAAAUCAAAAACACAACAAUAAGAGGACAAUUGUUAAAAAUGGAACCAUGACAAUAACUGUAUGGUUAAAGAAUGGCAAACACUACGGUAUAAAUCAGGGGUGUCAAACUAGUUUUAGAUCGGGGGCCACAUGGAGAAAAAUCUACUCCCAAGUGGGCCGAACUGGUGAAAUCACGGCACGA
Messenger RNA from Nerophis lumbriciformis (worm pipefish), 2180 nucleotides. RefSeq names its product synaptosomal-associated protein 25-like. Lineage: Eukaryota; Metazoa; Chordata; Actinopteri; Syngnathiformes; Syngnathidae. Gene Ontology annotation, biological process: exocytosis; synaptic vesicle fusion to presynaptic active zone membrane; synaptic vesicle priming. Gene Ontology annotation, molecular function: voltage-gated potassium channel activity; syntaxin-1 binding; SNAP receptor activity. Gene Ontology annotation, cellular component: SNARE complex; plasma membrane. The record is from RefSeq and is a predicted model, not a curated record.